GCGAGGCGACUCCGGCUGGUCGGGCCUUUCACCUCCCCGGAGCGGGAGUGGGGCGGGGUUGGGCAUGGACCAUCCUGCCCGGCUGGGGCCGGAGCCUUCCCCCAAGUCGGGAGUUGAGGCUUUCUCCCCCUGGGGUGGGAGUGGAAGCUGAACCCCUCUCUCCAAAGCCGAGACUUGGCAGGUCCUCCUGUGACCAGGCUGAAGCUGUCCCCUCUCCCGCCGCCUCCGGGCUGGAGCAGAAGCUAAAUGUUCUGGCUAUACACCCACAUUGGACUGGGCUUUGGUCUUGAGGCCACAGCUCAGCUUUCUGCCCUGGGCCCACCUGCUCCCCAACCCACCCACUGGCCAUCUCAGGGCGCUGGAGUCUGCAAGGCAGCCUCUUGCUUGUUCCCCUGCACUGCCUUUAGCCGCUGCCCCUCAGCAGCUGUGCCCCCAGCAUCAGUCUCCAGGGACUUCCUCCUCUCCCUGCCCAGCAAGGUAGUUGGAGCAGCCAGCCAGGCUGUCCAGAGGACUGUUUGGUGGGGCUCCUGACCUGAGGUGGAAACCCAGAAAAACUUGCCCUUUCUCCCCUCUAUACUCACGUCCCACAAGGCGUCCCCGGCCCCACCCCUCAGAUCCCUGGUUUGGCGAAUCCUGCUGAGAGUGAGCAGUAGGAGGAUUCUCGAAAGCUUCCAGCUUGCCACCUGGCAGAAGGUCACUUUCUUUUGAGCAGAGGAGAUAAUAGGAGGUACCCUGCCAGUGUUCACUGUGAGGCGGGGGUGGCAGGGGCCACAGUUGCUCUGGGAGGGUUGUGGUACCUGGGGCUGGGUGGCUCGCCCUAAGCUUGCUCUGACAAAAGAGUUUUGAGUUGGUCUUUUGGCUGAGCCUGCCAAGGAAGGCAGGCCCCUGCAGGAGUCUUGGAGGGUCGGAUGCAGCGCCGGAUGAGGAUGAGGCGUGGCAGAAGAUGCGUUUGGCUCUGCAGACACUGCAUCGGGCAGCAGGGGACUCUGGGAGGCUGGUGCAGCCAGAAGGCAUGGCUCUUGACAGCCUUCUAGUAGAAUCUCUGGAAUUGUGCAUGUCCCCCUUACCUCCAGCCAGUCUGUGCAGACUUGCUGCCUGCUAUGUCACCGUGAACGGAAAGGCUGGGAAGAAGGCCCUUCACAAAAUGGACUGGUGUUGCAGGGUGAGAAGCUUCCCCCUGACUUCAUGCCAAAGCUCGUCAAGAAUCUCCUAGGCGAGAUGCCUCUGUGGGUCUGCCAGAGUUGCCGGAAAAGCAUGGAGGAAGAUGAAAGACAGACAGGUCGAGAACAUGCAGUGGCAAUCUCCUUGUCACACACGUCCUGCAAAUCACAAUCUUGUGGAGGUGAUUCUCAUUCUUCCUCAUCCUCUUCUUCAUCAUCCUCAUCUUCCUCCUCCUCUUCCUGCCAUGGGAACUCAGGGGACUGGGAUCCCAGCUCGUUCCUGUCUGCGCACAAGCUCUCGGGCCUCUGGAACUCCCCACAUUCCAGUGGUGCUGUGCCAGGCAGCUCACUUGGGAGUCCUCCUGCCAUCCCUGGUGAGGCUUUCCCUGUUUCGGAGCACCACCAGCACACAGACCUCACUGCUCCCCCUAACAGCCCCACUGGCCACCACCCCCAGCCAGCAUCUCUGAUCCCUUCUCACCCCAGUUCCCUUGGCUCCCCACCCCACCCACACUUGCUGCCCACCACCCCAGCAGCACCUUUCCCUGCCCAGGCUUCAGAGUGCCCUGUGGCUGCUGCUGCUGUCCCCCAUCUCCCAGGGCCAUGUCAGAGCCCCCACGUACCCUCCACCAGCAUGCCACUCCUGAAGAUGCCUCCACCAUUCUCGGGGUGCAGCCACCCCUGCAGUGGGCACUGCAGUGGGCAUUGCAGCGGGCCUCUCCUCCCACCACCAGGCUCUCAGCCACUCCCUAGCACUCACAGCAGGGAGCCUGGGUGCAAGGGGCACAAGUUUGCACACAGCGGCCUAGCCUGCCAGCUGCCCCAGCCUUGUGAGGCAGAUGAGGGACUGGGUGAGGAAGAGGAUAGCAGCUCUGAGCGAAGCUCCUGCACCUCGUCCUCCACCCACCAGAGAGACGGGAAGUUCUGUGACUGCUGCUACUGUGAGUUCUUCGGCCACAAUGCGCCACCCGCUGCCCCGACGAGUCGGAAUUAUACCGAGAUCCGGGAGAAGCUCCGCUCAAGGCUGACCAGGCGGAAAGAGGAGCUGCCCAUGAAGGGGGGCGCCCUGGGCGGGAUCCCUGGGGAGCCCGCCGUGGACCACCGAGAUGUGGAUGAGCUGCUGGAAUUCAUCAACAGCACGGAGCCCAAAGUCCCCAACAGCGCCAGGGCCGCCAAGCGGGCCCGGCACAAGCUGAAAAAGAAGGAAAAAGAGAAGGCCCAGUUGGCAGCAGAAACUCUGAAGCAGGCAAAUCGUGUUUCUGGAAGCCAGGAGCCAAGGCCUGCCAGGGAAAGGCUCUUGGAGUGGCCUGACCAGGAAUUGGAUCGAGUCAACAGCUUCCUGAGCAGCCGUCUGCAAGAGAUCAAGAACACUGUCAAAGACUCCAUCCGUGCCAGCUUCAGUGUGUGUGAGCUCAGCAUGGACAGCAAUGGCUUCUCUAAGGAGGGGGCUGCUGAGCCUGAGCCCCAAACUGUAUCCCCCUCAAACCUCAAUGGCUCCUCAGAACAACGGCCUGACAUCAACCUUGACCUGUCCCCUUUGACUUUGGGCUCUCCUCAGAGCCACACGUUACAAGCGCCAGGUGAGCCGGCCCCACCGUGGGCAGAAAUGAGAGGUCCCCACCCACCGUGGACAGAGGUGAGGGGCCCCCCUCCUGGUAUCUUGCCUGAGAAUGGGCUAGUGAGGAGACUCAACACCGUGCCCAACCUGUCCCGGGUGAUUUGGGUCAAGACGCCCAAACCAGGCAACCCUAGUUUUGAGGAUUCAAGCUCAAAGGAGGUCCCCAGUUGCAAGCAGGAGCUGCCUGAGCCUGUGGCCACAGGUGGGAAGCCACGGAAAGGCAAAAAACAGGGUAGUCAGGCCAAGAAGAACGAGGUGAACCUAGCCUCCCAUCCUCCAGCCAACACAGAGGUUCCCAGUGCCAAGAGCCAGAUGUCUGGCCCCAAGCAACCAGGCAAGGCCCCAGAGCUUCCCAACACAGGCAGCUGUGCUGAGGCUGCAGAGGGCAGCCGAGGGAGCCGGCCAGUAUCAGGUUGGGCUGACAGCCCCAAAACUGAGAAGGAGAAGGGCAACUCCUGGCGGAACUGGCCAAGUGAGGUCAAGGCACGUCCUUCAGAGCUGGAGUCUGUACAACCCCCAGGCUCAGCAAGGCCACAGAGCUUACCCCAGGGCAAGAGCCGCAGCCGCAGGAGCCGCAACAAGCAGGAGAAGUCAGCCUCCUCGUUGGACGAUGUGUUCCUGCCUAAGGACAUGGAUGGGGCGGAGAUGGAUGAGACUGACCGAGAGGUGGAGUACUUCAAGAGGUUCUGUUUGGAUUCAGCAAAGCAAACUCGUCAGAAAGUUGCUGUGAACUGGACCAAUUUUAGCCUCAAGAAAACUGCUCCCAGCACAGCUCAGUGAGCCCUGCCUAGGUCAAGCUUCUUCAGGGCAUCCUGAGGCCCCGACUGCCAGCUGAAGGUCUACAGUUUUUCCUCCCACGUGUCCUGCCCACCUGCCCUGACCCCUCCCUGCUCCUGCCAUCCUGGACCAACCAAACGCUGAAUGGAUGCUGUGCUGUGCAAGAGUCCCUCAGGACCUCGGCAGAGCCGCUUCCUGGUGCUAUGCAGCCUCCACACUCAGAACCUGGGGACUGGGCUGGCCUGUGCUGUGGGCCAGGGGCUGAUGGUACUGCUGGCCCAACACUGCUCUCUUUGUGUUCAGUUUUUUGUUUUUGUUUUUAUUUUAUUUUUUUUCAAUUCUUUACUUUUGAUACUGUGAAGAUCUUUCAUGCUGAAAGAUAAAGCAACAUUUGGACACAGA
This is a messenger RNA of Ictidomys tridecemlineatus (thirteen-lined ground squirrel), 3957 nucleotides long. RefSeq names its product family with sequence similarity 193 member B (gene Fam193b). Lineage: Eukaryota; Metazoa; Chordata; Mammalia; Rodentia; Sciuridae. Gene Ontology annotation, cellular component: cytoplasm; nucleus. The record is from RefSeq and is a predicted model, not a curated record.